Molecule: messenger RNA, 2335 nt
Organism: Musca domestica (house fly)
Lineage: Eukaryota; Metazoa; Arthropoda; Insecta; Diptera; Muscidae
Product: F-BAR domain only protein 2-like
Exons: 7
Coding region: 29-1387 (452 amino acids)
Biological process (GO): clathrin coat assembly; clathrin-dependent endocytosis
Cellular component (GO): cytoplasm; clathrin-coated vesicle; clathrin-coated pit
Source: RefSeq, a predicted model, not a curated record
AAAAAUAUAAACAUUAAGCAUAAUCAAAAUGACGGUCGACUUUAAUGACUACUUUUGGGGGGAGAAAAAUAAUGGAUUCGACGUUCUUUAUCAUAAUAUGAAAUUUGGCUUACAAGCUAGCAAAGAACUUUCGGAGUUCUUUAGAGAGAAAUCAAAUAUUGAAGAACAAAACUCAAAAUUAAUGUCAAAACUAGCUCACAAGGCUAGUACAGGAACACUAAACAGUACAUUCGCACCAAUAUGGACAAUAUUACGAACAUCGGCAGAAAAACUUUCUACCUUACACAUGCAAAUGGUGCAGAAACUAAGCGAACUUGUAAAAGAUGUAGCAAAGUAUGCCGAUGAACUGCAUAAGAAGCAAAAGGCUGUUAAAGAGGAAGAAGCUCAAACUUUGGAAUGUGUGAAAGCCAUACAAUUUUCGACUUCAGAGGUGCAAAAAGCAAAAGAUAUUUAUAGUGGCAAGGUACAGGAAUUGGAAAAACUACGAAAGGACAAUGCUUCGCAGAAAGAUAUUGACAAAAUGGAAACGAAAUUGCGAAAGUUGCAGGAGGAAUACAAAGUGUUAUUGGAUAAACAUAAUCCUAUUAAAAUCGAAUUCGAACGUCGAAUGACGCAGACAUGUAAACGUUUUCAAGAAAUUGAAGAGGUCCACUUGCGACAGAUGAAAGAGUUUCUAUCCACAUACUUGGAAUUACUACAAAACAAUCACGAUAUGGUCGGACAAGUGCAUUCGGACUUUAAACGGCAGUUUUUAGACAUGACCGUUGACAAAUUGCUGGAACAAUUUGUUUUAAAUAAAUACACAGGCUUGGAAAAACCUGAAAUGCCAGAACUUGAAUUCAUUCCAUUAUCAAUCAAUCAACAGACGCUAGCUUCUUCGAAUGCCCGUCUUAAUCAACCAUCGAUAACUUCGAAUUCUAAUUCUGUAACCAGUAUCAACCGUGGAGGAAAUACUGCAUCGGAUCAACGUGGGGCUGAGGGCUUGUCAAUAGGUAGCAUUGCUAGCGGUAGUAGUGGCUUAGCAAAUGUCGAUGAAGCAAUGAACGAAACAAGAAUUUCAAAGCCACUAUCUCGACCAACAUCGCCUGAUGGUAAUUCCACCAAUGCUGCAGGCGGAUUGAAAAGUAAUUUCCGAAAUUGGUUUUCUUCUAAUAACACGAACAAACAACAGCAACAAAAUGUUGGAAUGCCUACUUCUGUCACUAGUGGUAGUGGAAAUUUCGGUACGGAUAGUAAUUGCAUCACAAGUUCGCUAUCAGCCAAUAUAAUCACAAAUAAUACUACUUGUACCACCACCACUACUGGCACAAAUACCACAACCAUCAACAAAAAUCCUCUAAAAUCAGAGCUUCAAUCACAACAGGAAAAACAUACUCAAGGGCAUUGAAAAUCGAUUUUGAGCGAUAAAUAUCGUUUUUAAUACAGGUCUACUAUCGAUGACUAUCGAUUUAUAACGGCGAUAGUAAAUUGACGGCGUUGGAAAUUUGACGGCGUUAGAAAAUGACGGCGGUAAAAAUUUGACGGCGUUGAAAAAUGACGGCGUUGGAAAUUUGACGCCGUUGAAAAAUGACGGCGUUGAAAAUUUGACGGCGUUAGAAAAUGACGGCGUCAGAAAUUUGACGGCGGUAAAAUGUUGACGGCGUUGGUAAAAUGACGGCGUUAGUAAUUUGACGGCGGUGAUUUUGACAGCGGCAAAUGUAAGUGAACGGCGGUAAGAAUGGAAGGCGGUGAAAUUAAUUUCUGUAGACUUUGACAUAAAUAAAAAAUGGCGGCAGAAGCGAAGAAGUAAAGACAAAGAAAUGAAGAAAAAAAAUUUGCGGAGAGUUAAUAAAGAAGUAGCAGAGGAAUGAGACGUGGAAAUGGAUUGAAUGAAAUAAGGAGAAAUUCGAUGGGAUAUUUACUCAAUGGACAAGUUGAAGAAUGGAUGCCGAAUAUUGUAGCAGGUUUAUAUAUUUAGCAGUAAUCUGGAAAUGGAUGCGUGAAAUAAUGACGGUGAAAUUAUAUGCAUGAUGGCCGGACGAGAGUGUUGUUUAUUUAGAAAGUUUUCGCUUUGGCAAAUUGAUUGGUAAAGUGCCACACAGACGCUUAUAAAUAAACAAGCCGUGAUUGCAUUCAGUGGAUAAUUGUGGUGGAUGUGGUAUAAUGAACAAGAGACAAAUCAAAGUGGAAGAAUGUUUGUUUUAUGUCGGGUCAAAUUAUUAAUGGUAUUCGUAUAUUUGUUACAACAGAGAUAUAAUAAAAACGAUGUAAAGUAGUGUUAUAUACAAAUAAGAAAUAUGUGUUGAUGUAAAUAUUAAUUUGUUAAUAAAGACUACUAUAUCACAAGUCCUUCAAA